CCAAGUUGAGGCUGAAGCGUUGCAUUCACCAACUGACUUAGCUGCAAGGAGGUUGAUAUAAAGAAAAUCAAGAAUUUCAUUUUGAAUCUAAUAGAUUCCAGUUUUGAAAAUUAAAUAAACAAAUUAUCUUCUGUGUUGAAUAAAAAUCAUAAUUUUUAUUGUUUGUUUGUUUUAUUAAUUUCGGUUUGUGUCAAAAAUUUAAUUCGGCAUCAGAAAUGUCAAUUAAAUUGAAAAUCAACGGAAAGCCUUUUACGGUUAAUCUAACUACACUUCCGGUUGAUGUUACACUGAACACCUUUAUUCGGGAGCAUGCUGGAUUGUCGGGAACAAAGUUCAUGUGCCUCGAAGGUGGCUGCGGUGCUUGUGUUUGUGUUGUGAAGGGGCCUCAUCCGGUCACUGGUGAGCAAAGAACUUGGGCUGUCAAUUCGUGCCUCACCCUGCUUAGUGUCUGUGCAGAUCUCGAGGUUAUUACCAUUGAAGGUCUUGGUAAUAAGCGAGAUGGCUAUCAUCCCUUGCAGAAAACUUUGGCCAAAUUGAAUGGCACCCAAUGUGGAUAUUGUUCUCCGGGUAUCAUUAUGAAUAUGUAUGGUCUCCUCGAGUCCAAGGACAACAAAAUCACCAUGGAAGAAGUAGAGAAUUCCUUCGGGGGCAAUAUUUGCCGUUGUACUGGCUAUCGUCCCAUUUUGGAUGCUAUGAAAGCCUUCGCUAUGGACACCAACAUCUCGGUGCCAGAUGAGUGUAUGGACAUCGAAGAUCUCACCAAUGCAAAAUGUCCAAAAACUGGAUUGAGUUGUAAUGGAGGAUGCAAGUCGUCUACCACCAAACCACGACAACCAAUUGUUUACGACGAUGAUAGCCAAUGGCAUUGGCCGCGUACUCUAGAAGACCUGUAUGGAAUUCUGGAAAAAGUUGGGAAUCAGAAAUACAUGCUUGUUGGUGGCAAUACUGGACAUGGUGUCUAUCGUCGUUCGCCAAAUAUAACAGUUUACAUUGACAUCAAUGAUAUUCCGGAUCUUCAUCAAGUUAAGGUGGACGAUAAGAGUGUCGUUUUGGGAGGUGGGGUCAGUCUUACAGAAGCAAUGCAGGUUUUCAAUGAAUCAUCAAAUAAGCCUGGAUUUGAGUAUUUUAAGCAGUUGUGGCAUCAUUUUGACUUAAUUGCUAAUGUUCCAGUCAGAAAUACCGGAACUUUGGCAGGUAAUUUGAUGAUGAAACAUGCCAGACCUGAAUUCCCUUCGGACAUCUUUCUCACUUUUGAAGCCCUGGACGUUAGAGUCGAAGUAGGUGGAAAGCCUGGUGAAAAACAAUCAAUGACUAUAGCUGAGUUCUUGAAAUCGAAUAUGACGGGGAAGGUUUUACUUUCUUUCACUCUUCCAGCUUAUCCCAAGGAAAGAUAUCUCUUUGGAUCUUACAAGAUAAUGCCUCGAGCUCAAAAUGCUCAUGCCUAUGUCAAUGGAGCAUUCCUUGUCGAUUUUGAUCCGAAAACUCGUAACGUUGCGUCGUCGCGUAUUUGCUUCGGUGGUAUUCAUCCAGGUUUCGUACAUGCUAAGUCAGUUGAGGAUUAUCUUGUUGGCAAGAGUCUGUCCGCCAAAAAUCUUCUUCCCCAAUUGUUUACGGUUUUAGGUAAGGAACUUCAGCCAGAUGCCGUGUUACCGGAUCCUUCCCCAGAAUACCGUAAAUUACUGGCCAGCGGUCUUUUGUAUAAGUUCAUUCUGAAAAACAGUCCUGAAGUGAAGCCUGAGUUCAAAACCGGUGGUGAAGAACUGAAGCGGCCAGUGUCUUCGGGCAUGCAAACUUUUGAUACCCAGGUCAAAAACUAUCCAGUUACUCAACCUGUGACUAAAGUUGAAGCUAUAGUUCAAUGCUCGGGAGAAGCAACGUAUAUGAACGAUCUGCCACCCCAACCUAAUCAAGUUUGGGCCGCGUUAGUGCAUGCCACAAAGGUGGGCGCAACAAUUGUAGAAAUCGAUGCUUCUGAAGCACUCAAGAUGCCAGGAGUGCUGGCUUUCUAUUCGGCUAAGGAUAUCCCUGGGAAGAAUUCAAUAGUCGACAAGAGUUUCGGAUUCGCCGAUGAGGAAGAAAUCUUUUGUGCCGCAGACGUCAAGUACUACUAUCAGCCUCUGGGUAUGGUUGUGGCAUUGAAUAGUGCAACUGCAAAUAUCGCUGCAAGUAAGAUCAAGGUUAUGUACAGUAAGACCGACAAGAAGGUCCUGCCAACUAUGGAACAAGUUCUUGCGACAAAAGAUCAAAGCCGAAUAAUUUCGAUCGUAAAGUCACCAAUCAAAGAAAUCAAGCGCCCAGCAGAAGCCAAUCUGACAGUCUCUGGAGACUUUGAUAUCGGCCUACAAUAUCACUAUACAAUGGAACCACAUACAACUAUCGCCUUGCCGUUCGAGGAUGGUCUGCAGAUUUACUCUGCCACACAGUGGAUGGAUAUGACUCAAUUUGCCAUUGCUAAGAUGUUGCAGAUCAAGGUCAAUGAUGUCCAACUGAAGGUUCGUCGUUUAGGAGGAGGCUAUGGUGGCAAGAUUUCUCGAGGAAACUUUGUAGCAUGUGCAGCUGCUUUGGCGGCCUCGAAACUCCAUAGACCAGUGAGAAUGGUUCAGACUAUUGAAUCGAUGAUGGGCAGUUUGGGCAAGCGUUGGGCUUGUCGCAGCGAAUACGAGUUCCAUGUCAACUCGAAGGGUAAGAUUAUUCUAGCCCGGAAUACCUUCUUUGAAGACGCUGGCUGGUCUGUCAAUGAGUCCCCAGUUGAUGGACAUUCGACUCUUUGCUCUAAAAAUUGCUAUGAGUUUAAGGAUAAUUACAAAAUUGAUGGCAAUGCCGUGACCACUGAUGCCCCCAGUCAUACCUGGUGCAGGGCUCCAGGCUCCGUUGAGGGAAUUGCUAUGAUUGAAAAUAUAAUUGAGCAUAUUGCCUUCGAGACGCAACGUGAUCCGAUGGACGUACGUUUGGAAAAUAUCCCUGCUGGACACAAAAUGCGCGAAUUGAUUGAUAAAUUUAUCAAGACCAGUGAGUAUCGCCAGCGAAAGGCCGAAAUUGAUGAUUACAACUCGAAGAAUCGCUGGCGCAAACGUGGAUUGGGUCUUUGCAUCAUGGAAUAUCCGAUCUUUUACUUUGGUAAUUAUCCCGCCACGGUGGCUAUAUACCAUGGAGAUGGUACUGUUGUUGUGUCACAUGGCGGAAUCGAGAUGGGCCAAGGUAUGAAUACCAAAGUGGCACAAGUUGCUGCCUACACUCUGGGAAUUCCCCUCGACAUGGUUAAGGUUGAAGCUAGUGAUACUUUGAAUGGAGCAAAUUCGAUGGUUACCGGUGGGGCUGUUGGUAGUGAGAGUCUUUGUUAUGCUGUUCGUAAAUCAUGUGAUAUUCUGAUGGAUCGUCUUCGUCCAGUUCGUGAAUCAAUGAAAAAUCCCAACUGGUUUGAUCUCAUCCAAGAGGCACACAAGAAAGUUAUCAACUUAAUUGCCAGCGACUACUACAAGGCUGGCGACAUGCAGCCGUACACCAUUUGUGGUCUCAGUUUGACUGAAAUCGAGAUUGACAUUCUCACCGGAAAUCACUUGCUCAAGAGAGUCGAUCUGUUGGAAGACACCGGUGAGAGUCUCAAUCCGAAUAUUGAUAUUGGUCAAAUUGAAGGUGCCUUCGUCAUGGGAUUGGGUUAUUGGUUGACUGAGCAGUUGGUCUACGAUCGUCAAACAGGGGAACUUUUGACAAAUCGUACAUGGAACUAUAAGCCACCUGGUGCCAAAGAUAUUCCAAUUGACUUUAGAAUUGAUCUUUUGCAAAAGAGUGCUAAUCCAGCUGGUUUUAUGAGAUCGAAGGCUACCGGUGAGCCAGCUGUGUGUCUUUCUGUAUCAGCAAUCUUUGCUGUACAACAUGCUAUCCAAUCAGCUAGAAAGGACGCAGGACUGAAGAGGGAAUGGGUUCGUUUGGGUGCUCCAACAACUCCAGAAACCAUUGUUCUCAACUGUGGAUCAAAUGCAAGCCAGUUUAGUCUUUAAGUAGACUUGUAGUUAUUGAUUAUUUUUUGUACAAAAUUUAGGUGCUUGGUUUAUGAUUAUUUAAUAUUAUAUGAAAAUAAUAUAUAAAUAUCUAUUUGUAAAUACAUUAAUUUUAUGAAAUAAUUAAAAA
This is a messenger RNA of Eupeodes corollae, 4128 nucleotides long. RefSeq lists its product as uncharacterized. The coding region runs from base 216 to 3998 and encodes 1260 amino acids. The transcript is spliced from 7 exons. Gene Ontology annotation, molecular function: oxidoreductase activity; iron ion binding; FAD binding. The record is from RefSeq and is a predicted model, not a curated record. NCBI's taxonomy places the organism in Eukaryota, Metazoa, Arthropoda, Insecta, Diptera, Syrphidae.